Molecule: messenger RNA, 590 nt
Organism: Saccoglossus kowalevskii
Lineage: Eukaryota; Metazoa; Hemichordata; Enteropneusta; Harrimaniidae
Source: RefSeq, a predicted model, not a curated record
AUUUAAAACUGAACACUGUCGUCAGCAAUUUCUGCAGUUUAACAACGAUUCGGUUCGACACAACAUUAAGUGUAUACAAGACAUAAAGGUUUGCUAGCAGUGGGUUAUAGUUACAUUUUACGCUAUCAUGGCCACCGACCACCUGAAAAAUGAACUAGAAUACCGCGUAAAGACAAUGGAAUAUAUGUUCGAUCACAAAGAUUGGACCGGUUUGAAAACUGUCUACACCCCUGACUGUAGGAGAAUGCGUAAUGGAAAAAUAUCUAAAGGUUUUCAGGAUACCCUCCAAUGGAUAAAGACAAUCAGGGAUGAGUUUGAGAUCGACGUCACCCUUGAUGAGUACGGCGUUAUAAUUGAGGACCAGUUGGCUUACAGCUUGAAUUCGUACACCAUGAGUAAAGACGGCGCUGUUAUCGGCAACGCCAAGCUGAUGAUUAUUUGGAAGAAGGUCGGAGGUAUAUAUUUAAUUGAUAUGGAGAACAGCAACUAUGUGUAUAUCGAGUAGGCUGUCCGCACACUGGGAUGAGGAUGGUAACGAUACAGAAAAAGUAAUGUAUCUUAAGAUGAAAUAAAUAUCACCCGUAAUAAUU